GAAGACGCUGCUGGGUUUGUUUCUGCUUGAACAGAAGGGAUUUCUGACACAGAUGAUCAUUUAUGAUUAAAAUUAUUUCAGCUACAAUUGGACACAAUCUCGACCUCAGCACCGUGUCUGUAUGUGACGGGUUUAAAGCCCACGGCUUCUUGUAAUGAGAUCAGCAGAAUCCAGACCAACCUGUGAGACUCCUGCUGUCACACAUUCACAGCUGUGCAGGGCUCAGACAGAAACUUCUAUGACUUCAACUAGAGGCUCAUCAGGCUCUGGGGGUCACUUCAGCUCUGAGGAGGAAAUGAAUAACGGAUUUCAAAAGAAGCCCAUAAAAGAAGAGCCUGAAGACUACCACUCUAUGACGACACCAAGCAGUGUGGGCCACGUCACCACUGUGAACCAACAUACUGAAGGGUUUCAAGAGAAGCUUGUAAAAGAAGAACCUAAAGAUGGAGACUAUCUCUGUGGUGAGACAUCGAGCUGUGUGGUUCAGCUGAACCUUGGGGACCAACAGACUGAAGGAUUCCAUGAAAAGCCUUUAAAAGAUGUAGAACCUGAUGAAGACGACUAUCUCUACUGUGAGUAUUGUAGAUCCUCCUUCAUCAACAAGUGUGAGACGCACGGUUCAGCUCUGUUCCUCCCUGAUACCUCUGUCCCUAGAGGGGUUUCAGACCGAGCCAGACAAACCCUCCCACCUGGACUAGAGCUUCAGAAAUCUGAUAUUCCUGAUGUAGGAUUGGGAGUGUUUAAUAAGGGGGACACUGUUCCACUGGGUGCUCACUUUGGACCUUACCAGGGAGACCCGGUAGACAAAGAAGAAGCCAUGGCCAGUAGCUUCUCUUGGGUGAUUAACAAGAGCGGUCAUUUUGAGAGGUACAUAGAUGCUAAGAGAGUGACCCAUGCCAACUGGAUGAGGUAUGUGAAUUGCGCUCAUAAUAAUGAAGAGAAUAAUCUGGUGGCGUUACAGUAUCGAGGUGAGAUUUUUUACCGCUGCUGUCGACCCAUCAAACCAAGACAGGAACUUUUGGUGUGGUAUGAAGAGAAGUAUGCUAAGGAUCUCGGGGUUACUUUCAACUGCAUCUGGAAGAAAAAGUGCUCCAUAAGCGAAACCAGUGGUUGCCCAGUGAAAAUUUUCCCUGGCUCACAGUGUUCACUUUACUAUACGUCACAAAUUGACCUCCACAAACAUGCCAAGAGAUGUCACGAUGAGGAAAACGUGAGCAUGAUGAAAUCAGAAGAAAUGAAACAUGAAACUCCAAAAACCACAAGAAUCUCUACCAAUAAGCAAACACACACCGGUCCUCAUUUUAAAAUCUCUUGCAGGCUGAAAGAAAUUUAUGGCUGCUCGCAGUGUGGGAAGCGUUUUGCUGAACGGUUCCAUCUGAAGCAACACCAGCGCAUUCACACCGGAGAAAGGCCAUUUCCCUGCUGCCAGUGUGGGAAGCGUUUUGCUCGACAGAGUCAUCUUCAAGCACAUCAAACCAUUCACACAGGAGAGAAACUGUAUUCGUGCUCACAGUGUGGGAAACGCUUUAAUCGGGAGAGUACUCUCCAGCGGCAUAGACGAAUUCACACAGGAGAAAAGCCAUAUCACUGCUCAGAGUGUGGGAAGAGGUUUACUUACCAGAAUGCUCUACAACGACAUCAGCGUGUUCAUACAGGAGAAAAGCCGUACAUCUGCUCAGAGUGUGGGAAGAGGUUUACUUACCAAAAUGCUCUCCAACGACAUCAACGCGUUCAUACAGGAGAAAAGCCAUACAUCUGCUCAGAGUGUGGGAAGAGCUUUAGCCAACCAAAUUCUUUCCAGAUCCAUCAACUCUUUCACACAGGAGAGAAGCCGUAUCCCUGUUUAGACUGUGGGAAGGUUUUUCAUCAACAGAAUACUCUGCAAAUCCAUCAGCGAAUCCACACAGGAGAGAGACCAUUUCACUGCGGACAGUGCGGGAAGAGCUUUAAUCAGGACAGCGCCCUUCAACGGCACCGGCGCACUCAUACAGGAGAGAAACCGUAUCACUGCUCGCACUGCGGGAAGAGUUUCGCUCGUCUGUGUCAUCUCAAACGGCACGAACAUAUUCACACCGGAGAGAAGCCGUAUCAGUGCUCACAGUGCGGGAAGCGUUUUAAUAGAGAGAGUACUCUACAACGGCACCAGCAGACACACUCCGGACAGAAGCUGUUCAUCUGCUCCGAGUGUGGGAAGAGUUUUACACGACAGAGUAAUCUCAAAAUACACCAGCGAAUUCACACAGGAGAGAAGCUGCUGAAAGAAAUGUACGGCUGCUCGCAGUGUGGGAAGCGUUUUGCUGGACGGUUCCAUCUGAAGCAACACCAGCGCAUUCACACCGGAGAAAGGCCGUUUCUCUGCUGCCAGUGUGGGAAGCGUUUCGCUCGAAAGAGUCAUCUUCAAGCACAUCAAACCAUUCACACAGGAGAGAAACUGUAUUCGUGCUCACAGUGUGGGAAACGCUUUAAUCGGGAGAGUACUCUCCAGCAGCAUAGACGAAUUCACACAGGAGAAAAGCCAUAUCACUGCUCAGAGUGUGGGAAGAGGUUUACUUACCAGAAUGCUCUACAACGACAUCAGCGCAUUCAUACAGGAGAAAAGCCGUACAUCUGCUCAGAGUGUGGGAAGAGGUUUACUUACCAAAAUGCUCUCCAAGGACAUCAACGCGUUCAUACAGGGGAAAAGCCAUACAUCUGCUCAGAGUGUGGGAAGAGCUUUAGCCAACCAAAUUCUUUCCAGAUCCACCAACUCAUUCACACAGGAGAGAAGCCGUAUCCCUGUUUAGACUGUGGGAAGGUUUUUCAUCAACAGAAUACUCUGCAAAUCCAUCAGCGAAUCCACACAGGAGAGAGACCAUUUCACUGCGGACAGUGCGGGAAGAGUUUUAACCAGGACAGCGGCCUUCAACGGCACCGGCGCACUCAUACAGGAGAGAAACCGUAUCACUGCUCGCACUGUGGGAAGAGUUUCGCUCGUCUGUGUAAUCUCAAACGGCACGAACAUAUUCACACCGGAGAGAAGCCAUAUCAGUGCUCACAGUGCGGGAAGCGUUUUAAUAGAGAGAGUACUCUACAAAGGCACCAGCAGACACACUCCGGACAGAAGCUGUUCAUCUGCUCUGAGUGUGGGAAGAGUUUUACACGACAGAGUAAUCUCAAAAUACACCAGCGAAUUCACACAGGAGAGAAGCUGUAGCUCUGCUCACAAUGUGGACACAGUCUCACUCGGUGGAAUAGUUCACCAGAGAUAGAAGCCAUAUACCUGCUCAGUGUGGAAGGAGUUUUAGCCAAAUCCAUCAGCUCAUUCACACAGGAGAGAAGGCAGUAUCCCUGCUUACGGUGUGAAAAGACAUUUAUUUUAUAAAGUCAUCUCCAAUGUCAACAAUGUAGUGUUGCUAGUGUUGGGUCAGUCUUCAGACAGACCUUUGACAAUUCCAGAGGAAAACGUUCAAGUUUCAGACUGAUGAGGCUACAGUGCUGCAGAUGUUAAACAAUAUUGUUAUUAACAUGUUCAAAUAUAGCUACAACAGGCCUUAUUUAUCUUUAUUUAUGUAAAAUUACGAAUAAUCCAAACUAAAUAAAAACAUCUUGCAUUUGUUUCCGCAAGUUUUCAACCUCACAUGGAUUCAUUAUUUGUGUAACCGGUUAGCACUUGUGACCCUGUGGAAUAUCAACUACUAGAACUAGUUACAUCAAAUGUUUUUAUUUAUUUUGGUUUA
Messenger RNA from Tachysurus vachellii, 3716 nucleotides. RefSeq names its product zinc finger protein 420-like. Gene Ontology annotation, molecular function: histone methyltransferase activity; protein binding. NCBI's taxonomy places the organism in Eukaryota, Metazoa, Chordata, Actinopteri, Siluriformes, Bagridae. The record is from RefSeq and is a predicted model, not a curated record. The transcript has 10 exons.